GUCAUGUCUUGGUUAUCGAUAAUUCCCGCCACUUCUGAGCAUUGAGUGUAUUUUGCGAAAUAUUUGUUUACCAAUUGAAUAUUUUGGUAAUAAGAGCAUUCAGAGGAGUGGCAAGCGACAUGAGUGCCAGCAAAAAAGGCGGUUACAAGACGCCGCGGAAGGAGAACCUGAAGUCCAUUGAGAACCUCACGAAUUCGGAGGAGGAAUCCGAAGAUUUAGACACGGCACGGGUUGAGGACGCAGUGGAAUCCCAGUCCAAGGUCACCAGUCGGCGUUCCACGCGACGGCCAAGUCCCACCAAAAAAUACCAGGCCUACAAGGAGGAAACCAAUGGAAAAGGGCAGGAGGAGCGAAUUGUUGUCAAUUAUGUGGAAAUGUCCGAUGAACGGAGCAGUGAGGUGGAGGAUGUGGAACAAGAAGAAAGCCUCGAGGAGUCGGAGAAUGCAGCCCGUCCCAGUGCCAAGGAUCUCAAUCUGCUCCAAUCCGAGUACAAUGUGGCCGGCACCAGCAUGUUUGGCUUCAAUACGCCCAAGAAACGCGACGCCAUGGCUCUGGCCGCCCUAAAUGCCACGCCCUGCACGCCCAAGACUCCAAAAACUCCGCGUUUGGGACUCAAGACUCCGGAUACGAAGCGCAAGAAGUCCACGGAUCAGCCAAAGACUCCCGCCCAUGUGCGCACCCGGGUCAAGAAUCAGAUCGCCAAAAUAGUGGCCGACUCAGAUGAGGAUUUUUCCGGAGACGAAAGCGACUUCCGGCCCAGUGAUGAGGAAUCCUCCUCCAGCAGCAGUAGCAGCGAUGCUGGCCACACCUCCGACAACGACGCCGCCGAUGAUGAGCCCAAGACGCCCUGUAAAGCUCGCCGUGCCAUUGUAGUGCCCGUUCUGCCGAAGACUCCAUCGGCAGCCCGCCUGCGACAAUCGGCGAGGGCCAAGAAAUCGAAUGAGUUUGUGCCCGAGAGCGAUGGUUACUUUCACUCGCACGCCAGCAGCAAGAUCCUCACUUCGGAUCACACCUUGGAUCGUUUAAAGAAUCCUCGUCUGGCCGCCGAUCGUGUUUUCAGUUUGCUGUCGGAAAUCAAGCUAUCCACGGAGCAUGAGGGAUCUAUUAAUGCCAUCAUGGAGGAGUAUCGUUCGUACUUUCCCAAGUGGAUGUGCAUUCUGAAUGAGGGCUUCAAUAUACUCCUGUAUGGAUUGGGCUCCAAGCGCCAGCUGCUGCAGUCAUUCCAUCGCGAAGUUUUGCAGAAACAAACCGUACUGGUGGUGAAUGGCUUCUUUCCCAGUCUGACCAUCAAGGAUAUGCUGGACAGCAUCACAAGCGAUAUACUGGAUGCGGGCAUUAGCCCGGCUAAUCCACAUGAAGCAGUGGAUAUGAUCGAGGAGGAGUUCGCACUCAUACCAGAAACGCACUUGUUCCUAAUCGUCCAUAACCUGGAUGGAGCCAUGCUUCGCAACGUAAAGGCACAGGCGAUUCUAUCGCGCCUGGCGCGCGUACCAAACAUCCAUCUGAUGGCCUCCAUUGAUCAUAUAAAUACCCCACUGCUGUGGGACCAGGGAAAGCUGAGCAGCUUUAACUUCUCUUGGUGGGACUGCACAACAAUGCUGCCAUACACGAACGAAACUGCUUUCGAGAACUCGCUGCUGGUGCAGAAUUCGGGUGAAUUGGCCCUCUCCUCGAUGCGCAGUGUGUUCUCAUCGCUAACGACCAAUUCGCGUGGCAUUUACAUGCUGAUUGUUAAGUACCAAUUGAAGAACAAGGGCAACGCCACGUACCAGGGCAUGCCGUUCAGGGACCUCUACUCGAGUUGUCGCGAAGCCUUCUUGGUCAGCUCAGAUCUGGCUCUGCGUGCCCAGCUCACCGAGUUCCUCGACCACAAGCUGGUCAAAUCGAAGCGGAGCGUUGAUGGUUCCGAGCAGCUAACCAUUCCCAUUGAUGGCGGACUGCUGCAGCAGUUCCUCGAGGAGCAGGAGAAGAAAUGAGCCAUCGGCGUAAUU
Molecule: messenger RNA, 1991 nt
Organism: Drosophila teissieri
Lineage: Eukaryota; Metazoa; Arthropoda; Insecta; Diptera; Drosophilidae
Gene: Orc2
Product: origin recognition complex subunit 2
Exons: 3
Coding region: 120-1976 (618 amino acids)
Biological process (GO): DNA replication
Cellular component (GO): nucleus; nuclear origin of replication recognition complex
Molecular function (GO): DNA replication origin binding
Source: RefSeq, a predicted model, not a curated record